UAUGAAUAUGCUCUCACAGUAGAUCAAGAGGCCCGCCUAAUAUGGAAAGGAAAGAUGUCGAUGUCUCCGGCCGUUUUUCUCAUUAAUCGUUAUGUGCCGCCAAUCUGGGUCAUUGCCGUCCUGCUUAGACGCGAGACUCAUGGUGAGCUCCGUGAAGCCUUCUCCGGUGUUCGUGUUUGGGCUUUGACUGGUCGGGAUUGGAGGCCAACAACAGUGACUUUAAUCUUUGGUAUAGUCCCGUUUGUCGCCAACGUGGUG
Laetiporus sulphureus 93-53 is the source of this 258-nucleotide messenger RNA. RefSeq lists its product as uncharacterized. The transcript has 2 exons. Lineage: Eukaryota; Fungi; Basidiomycota; Agaricomycetes; Polyporales; Laetiporaceae. The annotation marks the transcript as partial. The record is from RefSeq and is a predicted model, not a curated record.